Owenia fusiformis is the source of this 3598-nucleotide messenger RNA. The record is from the annotation of a GenBank genome assembly. NCBI's taxonomy places the organism in Eukaryota, Metazoa, Annelida, Polychaeta, Sabellida, Oweniidae.
UUAGGCUAUUGAUCUAAUACCUAAACACUGCCUUUUGUGGUAUUAAUAUUUCUUGCUACCUCUGGGAUAUAUAAGUAGGGAUGCAAGUUGUUGAUAUUACAAUCAAAAUUUGCAAUUAGCAAUAACAGAAUUGAGAAACAGUUGCCCCACACAAGAAACAUAGCAGUCAUGGGAGAAGAAAUGAAGAACACAAACAAUUCAGAAUGCCCGAGUGAUCUUUACGACAAGUUCUGUGCGUCAAACUCUUGCACAGAAAUUCUUGAGUUGUUUGACAGAAUGUGUGAGUCACUUAGUAUCGCACCUCCAAGAAUAGGUGGCGCUGAUCAUCAUGGGUUUUAUCACCGAUUUAAAUCGCUUCUUAGGACAACUAAAUCGAUGUCUUUAUGGACAAAGUUGGAUAAACGUGCGAGUGAGUCUGUGUAUGCUGACGGAAAUGCUUGUUCAAAGAACAAGGUAUUGAUAAUAGGUGCAGGACCAUGUGGUUUGCGUAUGGCGAUAGAAUGUGCCUUUCUUGGUGCCAAGGUAGUGCUAGUGGAGAAGCGACCACAAGCUACGCGUAACAAUGUACUCCAUCUCUGGACGUAUGUACCAUAUGACCUGAAAGCUUUAGGUGCAAAGGAAUUCUAUCCACGAUUUUGCACAGGGGGCAUCGAUCAUAUUAGCAUCAGGCAGCUACAAAGCAUAUUACUGAAGACAGCUCUUCUUCUUGGAGUAGAGGUUCAUAUUAAUACCACCUUUAAUGAUAUCAUAGAACCCACGGAUGAUGCACAUCAUGGGUUUAGAGCUGAUAUCUCUCCAGUAGAUAGCCCUGUGUCUCAGUUUGACUUUGAUGUUCUCAUUGGAGCAGAUGGCAAAAGAAAUACACUUAAAGGAUUCAAGAGAAAGGGAGCAAGGGGUAAACUUGCUAUAGCCAUCACCUGUAACUUUCUCAACAAGAGAACCACUCGGGAGAGCCUGGUACAAGAAAAGGGAGGCUUUAACUAUCUAUACAGUCUACAAAUGUUCAAAGACUUAAACGAUAAGACAGGAAUAUACCUAGAGAAUUUUGUGUACUACAAAGCAGACACACACUACUUUGUGAUGACUGCCCACAAGAAAAGUUUAUUAAAGAAAGGUGUUUUGAAAGAGGAACAUGCAGACACAUCCAAGCUCCUUGGCAGGGAUAAUGUUGUGUAUGAAUACCUAGUCUCUUAUGCAAAAGAAGCUGCAAAUGAGAUGACAGAAUAUAAAAUUCCCGAUUUGGAAUUUGCCUUGAAUCAUUAUGGUAGAGAGGAUGUGGCCAUGUUUGAUUUCACAUCAUUCUUCACUGCUGAACAUUCUUCACGCGUGAUUGAGCGACAUGGUCAUAAACUCUUGGUUGGCAUUGUGGGAGAUAGUCUACAGGAGCCAUUUUGGCCUUCAGGGUCCGGGUGUGCUAAGGGUAUCCUUGGGGUACUAGAUGCAGCAUACAUGGUUAAACAAUGGGGAGAUGGGGUAGAUCCCCUUCAGAUCUUAGCCACAAAGGAGAGUGUUUUUAGGAUGUUCUUGAGUGCAUGGACCAGCCAUUCCCUCUUCAGCAAACCCCAGGAAUUUACCAUUGACCCAAAAACUAGGUACAAGAAUUGUGAAACAGAUUUUCUGAAACCAAAAGAUGUUAAGUAUCUGUAUGAUGAUGGAACUGGAGUUAAAUACACUGAUGUGGACACGAGAAAUACAGUGAAGAAAAACACUGCUUAUAAACCAGAAGAUGAUGAGACUGAUAACGAAAAGGAUGAUGCGCCUGUGGAUACUCAAAAACAUAGUCAUAAUAUUAAAUCUAACAAUGGAUUUGCAAGUGAGGCAGGUUCACUGGGAACAUCAGUGGCAGACAAUAGUAACCUAGGGAAUACAGGGGAUAGGAGAAUAAUGGAAAAACACGCAAAUUGUAUCGCUUCUGAAGAAUGCAUAGGAAAUAUGACUAAUGAAAAUAUUGAUAAAGACUUGUCUAUUGGAGAUGAUGAUCUGUUUGCCAAAAAUAGUGUUGGAAGUGAAAAUGAGUCCAUUGAUGAGGUUAAGAAAUCCGCAUCUCUCGAAAGAUCUACUUUUAUUGUGGAUAAAACUGUAUCCUUGGAUAAGACAACACCCAUAGAUAGUAAUAAACCUAGUGAAAUGAAAGAGGAAUGCAACGAGUUGGUGCUUUGCAGACGACCAUCAGUCAAGAAACUCACUGAAAAUUGGGUCAGUUUGAUGGAAGAAAAUGCACAUCCUCAAGACUCAAAGACAGUGGCCCCAAUACCUACUAAAACUACAAUAGCAGAGAAAGCUCAACACAAAGAUGAUAAAUUCUUGGCUGAACUUCAUGACUCAAAGACCAUGGCCCCAAUACCUACUAAAACUACAAAUACAGAGAAAGCCCAACACAAAGAUGAUAAAUUCUUGGCUGAACUUCAUGACUCAAAGACCAUGGCCCCAAUACCUACUAAAACUACAAAUACAGAGAAAGCCCAACACAAAGAUGAUAAAUUCUUGGCUGAACUUCAUGACUCAAAGACCAUGGCCCCUAUACCUACUAAAACUACAAAUACAGAGAAAGCCCAACACAAAGAUGAUAAAUUCUUGGCUGAACUUCAUGAAGAACCAAAGACCAUGGCCCCAAUACCUACUAAAACUACAAAUACAGAGAAAGCCCAACACAAAGAUGAUAAAUUCUUGGCUGAACUUCAUGAAGAACCAAAGACCAUGGCCCCAAUACCUACUAAAACUACAAAUACAGAGAAAGCCCAACACAAAGAUGAUAAAUUCUUGGCUGAACUUCAUGAAGAACCAAAGACCAUGGCCCCAAUACCUACUAAAACUACAAAUACAGAGAAAGCCCAACACAAAGAUGAUAAAUUCUUUGCUGAACUUCAUGAAGAACCAAAGACCAUGGCCCCAAUACCUACUAAAACUACAAAUACAGAGAAAGCCCAACACAAAGAUGAUAAAUUCUUGGCUGAACUUCAUGACUCAAAGGCCAUGGCCCCAAUACCUACUAAAACUACAAUAGCAGAGAAAGCUCAACACAAAGAUGAUGAAUUCUUGGCUGAACUUUAUGAAGAGUCGAAGACCAUGGCCCCAAUGCCUACUAAAACUACAAUUGCAGAGAAAGGUCAACACAAAGAUUAUAACUUCUUGGCUAAACCUAGUGAAGAGUCAAAGACCAUGGCCCCAAUAUCUACUAAAACUACAAAUGCAGAGAAAGCUAAAAACAAAGAUGUUAAAUUCUCGGCUGACCUUAAUGAAGAAUCCAAGACCAUGGCCCCAGUACCAACUAAAGCUACCAUUGCAGAGCGAGCUAGACGCAAAGAUGUUAAAUUUUCAGCUGAAUUUCAUGGUGUGCAGAAGACAUAUACAAGCUCUAGUACAAUGGUACUGACAUCAGUUAUGAUGUAAUGCUCUAACAUCAACGUUUAAAGACUUAUUUAACGAUAUGAACCAAGUUAAAUCAUCUGCCCAGAGAAAUUUAAUGAUUAAAAUGGACAAGUUGCAGUGUUUUUCAAUGUUCAAAUGUUGAAACUGAAGACUUGAGACAGUUCAUUACAAAAGUGAAAUGAUGAUGCCACAAAGAUCUUUAUUUCAGCCAAAACAAAUAUAUUUCAAA